UGCUAUUUCUGAUUAAGUUUCUGUGCAUCCCGUCACACCGCCAGGAGUUGUGCGCAGCUUCCCGGACGUGCUCGCGUCGCGCCGCGCCUCCCACUCGUCCCGUUCUCCCUCCCUCCAAAGGUGACCGGAGAGUCGCGCUCUGUGCCCGUUAUUUACCGUCCCGAAGUUGAAGCGGAACCUGACGCAGAUCAGCUGAUGGAGGUUCUCUGGUGGGCGUGCAGCUCUUCUCUCCAUCCUUCCCCUCUGCAGGUGAAUCGUUCCUCACAUGUUCGUGUCCGCGCUGCUGCGCUCUUCUUCGCCCGGGCUUCGUCUUCAUUCAAAGUCAUGUCCCCCCUGACGCUCAGAUGUUGGUGAAAGGACGCGCAUGCGUUGAUUUAUUUUGGAAUACUAAUUUUGUCUCCUAAGUUGCGUCCCGGCGAGUAUUCGAUGUGGAAGCCGCUGGCAGCAUCAGAGUUGCCAGCAAUGUGGAUUACAGUCUGCAGCGUGUCUCUGCUCAUCACUGUGGUCUGCGGUGCGCAAAGCGCAAACGAACCCAGCAAUAUGUCCUACGUGAAAGCGACUGUUGACAAGUUGCUGAAGGGCUAUGACAUCCGUCUGCGGCCUGAUUUUGGAGGAGCUCCGGUGGAUGUGGGAAUGAGCAUAGACAUCGCCAGCAUUGACAUGGUGUCUGAAGUCAACAUGGACUACACCAUCACCAUGUAUUUCCAGCAGUCUUGGAGGGAUAAGCGGCUGUCCUAUACAGGCAUUCCCCUAAACCUGACCCUGGACAACCGGGUGGCUGACCAGCUCUGGGUUCCUGACACCUACUUUAUUAAUGACAAGAAGUCUUUUGUCCAUGGGGUGACUGUCAAGAACAGGAUGAUCCGACUACACCCUGACGGAACUGUGCUUUACGGCCUCAGGAUCACCACGACAGCCGCCUGCAUGAUGGACCUUCGCAGAUACCCGCUGGAUGAACAGAACUGCACCUUGGAGAUCGAGAGCUAUGGAUACACCACAGACGACAUUGAGUUUUACUGGCAGGGAGGAAGCAAUGCGGGGUCAGUCACUGGAGUUGAGAACAUCGAGCUGCCUCAGUUUUCCAUCAUUGAUUACCAAACCCUGUCCAAGAAAGCCGUGUUUGCCACAGGUUCGUAUCCACGACUGUCACUGAGUUUUAAGCUCAAGAGGAAUAUUGGCUAUUUCAUUCUGCAGACUUACAUGCCGUCCACCCUGAUCACCAUCUUGUCCUGGGUCUCCUUCUGGAUAAAUUAUGAUGCAUCAGCUGCCAGAGUGGCUUUAGGUAUAACCACGGUGCUGACCAUGACCACCAUUAACACCCACCUGAGGGAGACACUGCCAAAGAUCCCAUACGUUAAGGCCAUUGACAUUUACCUCAUGGGCUGCUUUGUCUUUGUGUUUCUGGCCCUGCUGGAGUAUGCCUUUGUUAACUACAUCUUUUUUGGACGUGGUCCUCACCUACAGAAGAAAGCAGCGGAAAAGGCUGCUAAGUCCAACAAUGAGAAUAAGGGCCGACUGGAGAGCAGCAAAGUGCAGGUCGACGCUCAUGGCAACAUCCUCCUGACGAACCUCCCCUCUGAGAUGGGGGGACCGGAUAUGAUGGGCGCCCUCAACGAUCCCCGGGCCACCAUGUUCUCCUACGACAGCGCCAGCAUACAGUACCGCAAGCCCAUGACGAGCCGGGACCUGUAUGGACGGCCAGCCCUUGACCGGCCAAUUGGACACAAGAAAAGCCGCCUGCGGAGGAGAGCCUCACAGCUGAAAGUCAAGAUCCCGGAUCUCACAGACGUCAACGCCAUAGACAAGUGGUCCCGGGUCGUCUUCCCGAUCGCAUUCACCUUCUUCAACUUGGUCUACUGGCUGUAUUACGUCCACUAGAGCAGUGGUUGUGAGCAUGAGUGGUGGCUGAUGGGUACUCUUUUUUUUUUUUUUUCUCAAGGGAAGCUCAAACCUGUACAGUAAGGAAAGUAGAAGAGCCCAUUUGUACAAAUCCUCUUUUGGAACGAGUAGUUCUAGUCUUUACAGUGUAAAUACAAUUUAAUAUAUGAAAUAUAUAAAUCAAUAUAUAUAUAAAGACAGAGAUAUAAUUUAUUAAAAAAAUUCAAUUUUGCUGUGUACAUACAGUUAGUUAUAGAGAAAGAAGUAGUGGUGAAUUAAAGACAGUAAAGUUUUGGUAUUUACAGGUUCAAAGAUGCCAAACACAUUGGUGGCUUUUGUUUGUCUUCUUUUUCUUUAAGCCCUCCUUUUGCAUGUUAAUAGAAGUCAAAUUUUGUUUGCUUCCAAUGCAAAAAACAAAAUAGAAACCGAACAAAAACACAAGGUAACUCAAACAGGAUCAAACUCCAGCUGAGUAAGGUUAUUGUGAAAAACAGAGGGACAAAAUAUAAGACUGAUGCAGAGACAGAUUAAACUCUCCAUCCAUCCUUGCAUACUUACUACAUCCAUAGAUCUGUAUAGGUAACAAACCAAUCCCUCUCUCUUCUUAUAAAAUAAAAGUGUUGCCAAGUCAGAAGGAAUAUGUAAUCCUUUCACUUCUGUUUCUGCAUCCAAGACUCCUCUCAGUGGGCUGUACCUGAAAAUCCUUCCAGCCGAGGCCUCCUGAUCAGAAGAUCUAUUCCUUUAAGAGUUGAUCUGUAACUAAUGACCAAAGGUGAAGGUGGGAAGGUCGACCAGUAAAUCCAGAGCUUAGCCUGAAUCCCAGCUCAGUUUGGUCUUCACCAUGAUAGACAGCAACAACAUCUUCAUUACUCCAGGCAAAGUCUAAUCCAUCUGUUCAUUUCCUGCUCCAUCUUGCCAUCAUCCGGGACAAAGCACCGAUGUACUUCCUGUGUUCCUAGACCCAGGAUCACUGGGGGUACCCAGGUCCCUCCAUAACAUUAAAGUGGUUCUGCUGAAGGAAUUUUGUUCUUGAUUGAGUUCUCACUGGUCUCUGACCUUUUUGUUGUUUGUAGAAAACUGAUGCACAUUGAAGAUUAACUAGAAUUGUUAAGCCUGCUAAAAUUAGGCUUUAUUAUUCAUAAAUGCUGGCAAUACUCUGCCCAAGAGCUGCAAGUCUGGUAUCUCACCUGACCAACUGCUGAAUCAGCUCUUCAUCAGAGAACCAUCUGAAUUGAACUUAACAUAUAUGUGAAAGUCACACAAUGAACCAGACUCCAGGAUUUAGAGUACACAUGGAUUCAAACCUCUACUGUAAAUUAAUAACUCUGGUAAUGUUAUUUGAAACUUAAACGUCAGCUAACUUUUUGAUCCCAUCCAGUGAGCUUUGUGCCAUGUGUGUAUUAAACAACAUUGGCUCCAGUUAUAGGUUUCCCAGCUCGGGUUUAUCUCAGUCUAGAUGACAUGUCAGUAAAGAUCUGUUGUAUUUUUGCCUCUCUUUCUUCUGGCCUUAUGUUUAUAGAGAUGGUAGAGCUAAGUUUCAUUUUAUUUACAAAAUGGAAACUUCUUUUCAUUAUGUCACUGUUUAAAGAUUUCACAGCCAGAGAUAGGGAUAUAUUGGAAAACUGGUGCUUAUAUUUUCUACUGCACAAGUCCCACAAAUCUUUAUGGAAGGCGCCAAGUCAUCUGGCUUUUUCAGCAGGAAAGGCCUCUUUUGGCAUUUAGAGCUGCGUCACGACUUUGGAUUCUGCAGCAGAGAGAAACGAUUAAUUUUUCUCAUCUACAGAGACAAACACUUCCUUUGGAAAAAGUCCACCGAAUUUUAUCUAUGAACUCUUUUAAUCUGGUUAUGCUGCUAUACUUUAGAUCAUUUGGAGAUAUAGGAUAGAUUUUUAUCCUCUGAAAAUGUUACUUUGUAAAACUUAGAGCAGCAAAUUCCACACUAUGCCUUUUUUUCCUCAUUAAUUUUACAGUUCUUGACAAAACAGUUUAGCACCCAGAGAGUGCUGGAAAUUAAAUUAACUGACUAACUAAAUUGCGCCACUAGAAAUGCUGCCAUCUUUGCUCUAAGAUUUUUUGCCAUAAGACAACACAAGGUGUUGUAAAUAGUGAUUCCAGAGAGGUCGUAAUGUUCGGAGCACAAUGGAGUGAUCCUCAUUAUGGUUAGCCUUGGAUGACUGGAACCUUCAUUCACGGUAACCCAUUAGUUCAAACAUCUGACCAUUGAAAGGUCUGUUUACUGGCCUAGGUUGAGUAGAUUGUGGGCCUCUGGGCUACACAGUUACAAUAGAUUGAUGGUUUUUACGUGUUUGGGGUUGAGGGGUAGGUUAGAGUCAGUGUUGUGACAUCAUUGUCUUAAAAUAGUUGUGCAUUGCUUAUCUAUAUGAAAAUUCAACUGAUGGAAAGCACUUCAUUUGAUAUGAGCUUAGAAGUUAAAAUUAAGUAACUUACCCUAAAAUCUGUUGAAUAAGACCCACCUUUUCUGAAAAAGAAAAGGGGGUGAUAGUGUGAAAAUCUUGGGAUGCUUAGCUAAUGCACCUGUUGGAUCCUUUUUUAUUAUCCAGGUCAGUUUGUACCAUUCACAUGCUGGUACUCUACAUGCUAUGGUGCCUAAACUCAUGCAAACAAACAAUGCAAGCUCUUUUAAAAUCCUUCCAGUUGUAAUACAGCAGUUUCUGUCUCCUGACCUUCUCUCUUUGUUCUGACUGUCAUAUGCUCUGGUUAGUGCCAGAUGCCAGCACUUACACUCUGUGGUGGCCAUUUGAAACUCCAUAGGAAUAGAAUCAUGUCCAUCUGUCACUGUUGUGCAUGUGGACCAAAAUACACCUAGAUCAGGCAAUUCCUUCUGGAAGCUGAUCUGUUUCUCUCAGUCAGUGUAUUAUAAAGUCUUUUUUAAAUUUAUAUUUUUUAAUUCACUUUUCUGCAUACGAUUUUUCUUAAGAAUUACCAUUCUGUCCAAUCACAGCUACAAGGCAAAAUUAAUCCCAACAUGUUUUUCUUUGUUGUUAUUUUUGUUAUGUGAAAGUAAUGAUCCUCAGAUGAAAGGCUGCAAGUUUUAUGAGGGCUUUAAUUACAGAGAAUCAAAUAAACACCAGACAAGCUUCUGCUGGACUCGAUCACAGCGGUGUGCUCUUUCUGUGCGGCUGAACUUUGUGCCUUUAUACCAAGAAUCUCAACAUUUUACAGGGUUAUCUUAUGAGUGGUAAGGAAAACAUGUUGAGCUUUUUGUAGAACAAUAUGAAUUGGAGACAGAACUCAUUUCUCAGACUCUAUUGUAUGUUACCAUUAUCUAAGCGUAGAUUGUAGUGAGACAUUCCAGCAUUAUGACGACAAUCUUUCAAAGAAAAAGGAAUGGAUGCUUGGCUUCCCUGUCAGAACAAAUGAAGCACCAGAGAUGGACCUCUUUUCUGUGGACGGAGGAGCUAAUGGAUGCAGCAACUGGUUUCCCUGCAGGCUGCAUCUGCAGAGGAUGAAGCUUCUGAUUCUUUAAAGUGAUGUUCCACAUGUGCACUCAAGUGGAACGGCCUGUGCGGAUUUCAGCAAACACAAGACACCAUGUGUGACUGUCUGUGUGUGGAAGGUGAAAGAAUGCCAUGGACAGGAAUCAUUUGUGUCAACUUACAGAGAAUUAAGAGUCCAAAUAAAGCUGCUGAGAUCUCUGCA
Gambusia affinis (western mosquitofish) is the source of this 5538-nucleotide messenger RNA. RefSeq names its product gamma-aminobutyric acid type A receptor subunit beta1 (gene gabrb1). Lineage: Eukaryota; Metazoa; Chordata; Actinopteri; Cyprinodontiformes; Poeciliidae. The transcript is spliced from 9 exons. Gene Ontology annotation, cellular component: neuron projection; membrane; synapse. Gene Ontology annotation, molecular function: extracellular ligand-gated monoatomic ion channel activity; neurotransmitter receptor activity; GABA-A receptor activity. Bases 427 to 1878 code for a protein of 483 amino acids. The record is from RefSeq and is a predicted model, not a curated record. Gene Ontology annotation, biological process: signal transduction; nervous system process; chemical synaptic transmission.